AUGGAAAGGGAAGAUAGAUCAUUUGAUGAUUCACCUCAGACUCAGAAGAAGGCCAGAAUUAACAACGAAAAGAGUGUAAGUUCGAGAGAUUUUCUUGAUGAAAAAGAUUUUGUUGUCUCUAGUUAUACAAGAUUUGACGAGAGCAUGAAGGUUGAGCAUAUAAUAUAUGAAUCGGGGACAAAUUGUGUCCAUGAAUGUGUUAGACCAUGCGGUUAUGUUGCUCCAACUGAUUCUAAGCUCAGAAUUCAAUAUGAUGAGAAUGGAAAGAAAAUUCCAGCAAAGGAAUAUUCAUUUAAACUCGAUACUUUUCAGGCUGUAUCAAUAGGUUGUUUGGAAAUAGGAGAAAGUGUAUUAAUAUCAGCGCAUACUUCUGCAGGAAAAACUUGUGUAGCAGAGUAUGCUAUAGCAAUGGCUCUGAAAAGUAAUCAGAGAGUAGUUUAUACAUCUCCUAUUAAGGCCUUGAGCAAUCAAAAGUACAGGGACUUAAGAACUACGUUUGGCGAUAAUAAUGUGGGACUUCUCACUGGAGAUGUCACGGUGAAUCCACUUGGAUCAAUUAUGGUAAUGACAACAGAAAUUCUCAGGUCUAUGUUAUACAGAGGAAGCGAACUAGUAAGAGAAAUAGCUUGGGUUAUUUUUGAUGAAAUACAUUAUAUGAGGGACAAAGAAAGAGGUGUUGUUUGGGAAGAAUCCAUUAUUUUAUUACCAGACACUGUGAGAUUAGUAUUCUUGUCUGCUACCAUUCCAAAUCAUUUAGAGUUUGCAGAGUGGAUUUGCAGGACAAAACAUCAGCCUUGUCAUGUUGUAUACACAGAUUAUAGACCUGUCCCUUUACAGCACUUUGUUUUUCCGGCAGGAGGGAAUGGAGUGUAUUUGGUAAUGGAUGAAAAUAAGGUUUUCAAACAAGAUAACUAUAUGAAGGCACUAUCGGCCUUGAAAAUAGCGGCUGAGAGUAAUAGUUCUCAGAAAGAACAAAAAAAACAUGCAGGCAAGGCUCAACUAAGAAUAGAUCUUGAAAGUAUUGUUAAUAUGUGUCAGGAAAGGAGUUAUCUUCCAAUUAUUGUUUUUUCUUUCUCAAAGAAAGACUGUGAGUUAAAUGCACUAUCAUUAAAAAAUAUUGAUUUAUCUACUGAAGAAGAAAAAGAGAGCAUUGACUUCAUUUUUAAUAGUGCCUUGGCAACUCUUGCAGAAGAAGAUAGAAACAUCCCUCAAGUUGUUGGGAUGCUUCCCUUAUUGAGAAGAGGGAUCGGCAUUCAUCAUGGAGGCUUACUUCCAGUUGUGAAGGAAAUUGUUGAGCUCCUUUUUGGAGAGUCCUUUAUUAAGGUGUUGUUUUCUACUGAGACCUUUUCCAUGGGAAUUAAUAUGCCUGCAAAGACGGUUAUCUUUACGUCAUUAAGAAAGUUCGAUGGGAAGGAGUACAGAAUUGUUAAUUCUGGAGAGUUUAUUCAAAUGAGUGGAAGAGCAGGAAGAAGAGGUCUUGAUGACAGAGGAAUCACGAUUACUAUGAUCGAUGAAUUGGCUGAUCCAUGGGCUAUCAAAUCCAUGCUUACUGGGCAACCUUUGAGAAUAGAUAGCCAGUUUUAUAUUGGUUAUAAUAUGCUUUUAAAUCUAUUAAGGCUAGAAGGUGCAGAUCCUGAGUAUAUGAUUAAUCGUUCAUUUUCGCAAUUCUUAAAGAGGAAAAAGACUGUAUCUUUGCAUGAGGAAAUUAAUAGAAUUCAAAGUAUUUUAGACAAUUACAAAGUUUCUGAACCAAUUAUUAAAAUCUUUAGCUUGAAUCAAGAACAGGACAAUUUAGAAGCCUCUUCAAAAAAAAGCAGGCCUAGCAUUGAUAGAAGUAAUACACAAGGAAAUCAGUUUGUAAUUAUGAGGAGAAAAGUUGAGGGGGUUGACGAUAUUUAUGGAUCUUUUAAGGAAAGCUUGAUAUUACCAAAAUUCUCAAAUUUUUCAGAACUUUUGGCUACAUAUGCAUACUUUUUGCAUAUUUCAGGAUUUAAGGUUAUCUGCAAGAACGACAGCUCUUUUGAUUCAAAGGACUUCUAUUCAAAAAACCCAUGCUCCCCAUAUUUACUGGAGAUUGAACUACCGCAUGAAAAAGACUUUUUCAUGAAUAAAACUCUAAUAAAUGAAAAGAUUAGUUAUUUUGUUGACCAAUGUAUAGAAAAUAAUGGUUUAGAGACUCAGGAAAACCAAGUAGAUAUUGAAAUUAUUGCAAAGGAAAGAACUAGUGGAUAUCAUAUUGAUUCAGAAAAGGCACUGAUUAGAAUUGGAGAGACUCUUUUUAACCAUUUCUGUGAAAUGAUUGAGCUUAAUAAAUAUAUCAAAAAGUUUAUUAUUAAUUCUAAGAUAAUUCACAGAUUCUUAAAUCCAGGAAGACUAGUGUAUAUUAGACUACCAUUUCUGGAACGAGAGGAAGCUAAUUCACUUAGUAUACAGGAUUCAGAAGCUCAAAAUGAAGGUGGGACUUCGGAGAUGGGUUCAAGAGAUUCAAACUACAUUUUUUACACAAAAGUUUUUAACGGAUUUAGCCAGAACCAGUACUUGGAUUUGGGUUGGGGGGUUUUAUUGAGCAACCCAAACCCUAGGAAUAAAAAAGUUGAUACUGGGUUUUUGAUUGAACCUAUUAGAAACAAUAAUCAAACAAAUCAGAGUGGAAAAGAAGAUAAUAAACAAGAAAACGAAACAACAAAAUUGAGCUAUAGUUCGGUAGACAUGGAAGACUCCGACAAAUAUUAUAUUAGAGUCUUGUUAAACAAGAAACGUUUUCCAAAAUUAAUAUAUGACAAAAUUGUUAAAGAGUUUGAAAAAAAUGUUGAAGAUUCAAUGAAUGAGAACUCCGAUUAUUGUAUUUUUAAUUGCACUGUAUCUUCAAUCCAGGAAAUUAGUACCGUUAGAUUAAAUAUUCCUCAAAACAGAACCAACAUUACCAAUAAGAAUACCCCUGGCUUGAUGUCAUUGGAGAUUUCUUUAAAUAAGGUCCUUGACCAUCUUGGCAAGGAUAAGAUCCCACUAAUAAACUACUAUGGUGAUGAAAUGAUUAACAUUGGAAAUGCUUCAUCAGAUUCUCAGAUAUGUGCUAAGUUAGAAAGAUUUAAAGAUCUUCAGAAGAAAAUACAACAAGAGUCUAUUUUAAUAAGAAAAUGCUCAUUUUUGGCUUUUUUAUUGUUAUAUAUUAGUUCCCAUAGGUAUUAUUUGAAAGAAAGAGUAGAUGAAAUAUCAAAUGACUUGAGAGAAAAUGAAUAUGAUACUAUAAUGCAAAAAGAGCUACUCGGAAUGAGAAAAGUAUUGAAGAAACUAGAUUAUACUGAUGAAAAUAGUAUCGUCCAAUUGAAAGGGAGAAUUGCUUGUGAAAUUUCUACAUCAGAUGAAUUAUUAAUAACCGAACUAUUAUUUAACAAUGUUUUUUUUCAAGAAUUGAAAAUUGAAUACAUAGUGGCCAUUUUAUCAUCCUUACUAUAUGAUGAAAAAUGCCCAGAUAUAAAGUUAGAAGACUCUACUUUAGCAACAGGAUAUGAUAAUAUUCUGGAUGUGGCAAAGAUUAUUGUAAAAAUUUCAUCUGAAUCAGGUUUAAAUAUUGAUUCGACACAAUAUAUUAGUAAAUUUAGACCCCAAAUUAUGCCAAUUAUCCUUAAAUGGAGUAAAGGAGAGAGCUUUGCAUCUAUUCUUGAAAACACCAGUUUCUAUGAAGGAAGUGUGAUCAGGUGUUUGAGGAGACUGGAAGAACUACUCAGACAAGUUGCAAGUGCUACUAAAUCUAUAGGAAAUGAUGAACUUGAGAAAAAACUCAAAGAAGGUAUCGCACUUAUUAAGAGGGGCAUCUUAUUUACUUUAUGCCAGAUUUCCAAAAGGGCUCAGGCAAUAAUUCAAUCAAAGCCUAACGGUCUACUUUCUGAGCAAGAGUGGAGAAUGCUUGGGGUACAGCAAUCUAGAGGGUGGCAACAUUAUCUGGUACAUAAUGCAUCUGCAUCUCCAUCAGUGAGCACGAGUUUGACAGCAUACUCAGUUGCAUCUUCAACUGUCUCUAUAUAUUACAUGCUAACUCAGACUAAGAGAGGCCCAAUUGGGAAGAUUUUGGCAAGUAUUUACCUUCCAAUUCAAAAAGAUAGAAUGGGUGAAUAUACCUUUAACAUACGAACUGAAAAGUGGGACGGGGAUACAAUGAUGGUAUCGUCGUGCAUGUUAUAUUACUUUAGUUUGGCAGUAAAUCCUAAACUAAACAAUAAAUAUUCUAUUUACUCUAGCAAUGAGAUGCCUAUCCUACCUUGGGGUGAGGUUCAAUUGAAUGAAGAUCCUCUUCGAGCUAUGACCAGGAUUUACGACUAUGUGUUAUCACUAAAAGGUGGAUACAUUAGAAUACCUCUAAAUAAUGUGGAUAUUUGGCAAUUAUACCUUUUAGGUGUUAUUAAGAAAUAUUCUUCUAUGCGAAAUGGGAAAUUUAAAUUCAAAGGAAAAUACCCGAAGUUAAAAAAGGGUUCAAAGAAUAAAACUAAAACCAAAGGUAGUGACAAAGAGGAAAAUGUAUAUGAUGAUAUUAAGUUAAAAUUAUUAGAAAAUGAAUCACCUGAUGAAGCAAAGAGGGAUCAAAAUAGAUUAGUUGAUGGCAAAGAUAUUAAUGCUACUUCCGGUAUUCAAUCUCCGAAUUCUGAAAAUUAUUCAACGGAUUCUGCUAAAGUCGGGCAAAGAGCCACGUUGGAUUCAUAUCUUCAAACAAAAGAGCUCAAAUCUUCCUCAUCUGUAAUUUCAGAUUUUAGAAUAAGAAGAAAGCAUUGCAUCGGUGGGCUUUCUGUAGUUUGCAAGAAUAAAUUAAACCCUAAAGUUAGCUAUAUUUCGGUUCCUUGGAUUCCAGGAGAAAGAACAGCUUUUGAGGAGUUUAGAGUAAUCAACGAAUACACAAGUACUUUAGAAGGAAGUUCCAUAAAUGGAAUUUGUAAAAAGAACAAAUUAAGUGAAAAGUUAGUAAACUUUUCUUUAGCUUUAAUAUUAUAUCUUAGAGAGAGACAGUACGACAUCAAUUAUAUUGAUGUCAUUAAUUACAAGAAAUGCUCAUUUGCAAAGUUUAAAGAUAAGGUUGUAAAGUUUGCCUUAUGCUUUUUUGACUUUUUUGGCUUAGCUCAUGGAAAGAAUAGUGUUAAUAGAGCACCUUGGAAACGAAUUCUAGAAGAACAUUGGAAAUUAAAUCCUUCAAAGACUUUAGAAUACCUUAUUAUUGGAUCUCAUCAACAAGAAGUUCGCUCUGAUAUUUAUAGCUCGUCUGAAUGGUCAGAGUUCGAUUUCGCAAUUGCAGCAGUCGUCUAUUUCUUUUCCAUCGUCCUUGGAAUCCCUAUUCUCUAUGGUCAGUAUAUAAGUAAAGUAAGUAGAAGGCACUUUCUAGUAGAAAGAGAAGCUCUAAAUCUACAGAAAUACAAUGUACCUGUUCCUCACUCAGCUAAGUACGAAUCAGAAUAA
Messenger RNA from Cryptosporidium ubiquitum, 5442 nucleotides. RefSeq names its product ATP-dependent RNA helicase. The transcript is spliced from 3 exons. Gene Ontology annotation, biological process: RNA catabolic process; maturation of 5.8S rRNA. The coding region runs from base 1 to 5442 and encodes 1813 amino acids. Gene Ontology annotation, molecular function: ATP binding; nucleic acid binding; RNA helicase activity. Gene Ontology annotation, cellular component: nucleus. Lineage: Eukaryota; Apicomplexa; Conoidasida; Eucoccidiorida; Cryptosporidiidae. The record is from RefSeq and is a predicted model, not a curated record.